Molecule: messenger RNA, 2217 nt
Organism: Telopea speciosissima
Lineage: Eukaryota; Viridiplantae; Streptophyta; Magnoliopsida; Proteales; Proteaceae
Product: outer envelope protein 80, chloroplastic
Exons: 16
Coding region: 73-2124 (683 amino acids)
Biological process (GO): chloroplast organization; embryo development ending in seed dormancy
Cellular component (GO): outer membrane
Source: RefSeq, a predicted model, not a curated record
CAUGUUCAGAAGGUCAAGGUGGUGAAUUCUUCUCCUUCAAUCUGUCUGGUGAGACUUCAAAUCUAAUCGGUUAUGGCAAAGAACGAUGGAGUUCGGUUCGUAUCUUGUUCCAUCAGAAUUUCUCCUUACAAAGUUCACUAUCCUCUCCAUUUACAACCUAAGCUUCCGUUCUGCUGUCAAACCCUAUCGUCAAAUUUAAACAAAACUAGAGAAACAAUCAGUGGUUUCAUCUCAUCAAUCAGGAACCGCAGAAAGUUUUCCCCCUUUCAAACUAAAUCAUCUCUACUCUGUUCAUCUUCUCUAUCUCUGGUUCGAUCCGAAGAAUCGAAUCAAAACAUAUUGGAAGUUAGAGAACCUCAGCAGAAGGCCCAUUUGCCGAGCCGACAUGGAAGAGAAGACGAGGAGAGGGUUUUGAUCAGUGAGGUUUUAAUCCGGAACAAGGACGGUGAGGAGCUUGAGAGGAAGGACCUUGAGGCAGAGGCAGCAACUGCAUUAAAGGCCUGCCGCCCAAACUCGGCCCUAACCGUGCGGGAGGUCCAGGAGGAUGUUCACCGCAUUAUUGAUAGUGGUUACUUUUGUUCAUGCAUGCCGGUGGCCGUGGAUACUAGAGAUGGAAUACGGUUGAUUUUUCAGGUAGAACCAAAUCAGGAGUUCCAAGGGUUGAUAUGCGAAGGUGCUAAUGUUCUUCCAUCAAAAUUUUUGGAAAAUGCAUUCCGUGAUGGAUAUGGAAAAGUUGUUAAUAUCCGGAGGUUGGAUGAAGUGAUAAAUUCCAUCAAUGGUUGGUACAUGGAGCGUGGCCUGUUUGGCUUGGUUUCAGAUGUUGAGAUUCUUUCUGGUGGAAUUAUUCGGCUACAAGUUUCAGAAGCUGAGGUCAAUAACAUUGCCAUACAUUUCCUUGACAGGAGGACUGGUGAGCCAACAACGGGGAAGACAAGGCCUGAAACCAUACUCAGGCAGCUAACAACCAAGAAGGGACAGGUCUACAGCUUGCUUCAAGGAAGAAGAGACGUGGAAACUGUUCUGACUAUGGGAAUCAUGGAAGAUGUUAGCAUUAUUCCCCAGCCUGCAGGAGAUACUGGUAAAGUUGAUUUGGUAAUGAAAGUUGUUGAGCGUCCUAGUGGAGGUUUCUCUGCUGGUGGUGGAAUUUCAAGUGGGAUAACAAGUGGACCUCUAUCAGGGCUAAUUGGAAGCUUUGCAUAUUCCCAUAGGAAUGUUUUUGGCAGAAACCAGAAACUUAAUAUCUCCUUGGAAAGGGGACAAAUUGACUCAAUAUUUCGCAUAAAUUAUACAGACCCAUGGAUUGAAGGAGAUGAUAAGCGUACAUCUAGAUCAAUCAUGAUUCAGAACUCAAGAACUCCUGGAACGUUAGUCCAUGGGAACCAAACUGAUGGCGGUAAUGUGACUAUUGGCCGGGUUACAGCUGGUCUCGAAUUCAGUCGACCUUUAAGACCGAAAUGGAGUGGAACAGCUGGACUUAUUUUUCAGCAUGCUGGUGCUCGUGAUGAGAAGGGGAAUCCCAUUAUUAAGGAUUGCUAUGGUAGCCCACUAACUGCAAGCGGCAAUGCUCACGAUGAAAUGCUUCUUGCUAAAUUUGAGAGUGUCUACACUGGUUCUGGUGACCAUGGGUCUUCAAUGUUUGUGUUUAACAUGGAACAAGGACUUCCUGUCUUGCCUGAGUGGCUAUGUUUUAACAGGGUGAAUGCCCGUGCCAGGAGGGGUGUAGAUAUUGGUCCUGCUCGACUUCUUUUGAGUUUGUCUGGUGGUCAUGUGGUGGGCAACUUCUCUCCCCAUGAAGCAUUUGCAAUUGGUGGAACAAACAGUGUUAGAGGUUAUGAAGAAGGCGCUGUGGGCUCUGGUCGGUCGUACGUUGUUGGUUGUGGAGAGAUUUCUUUUCCUCUGUUUGGGCCAGUUGAAGGUGCAAUUUUUGGUGAUUAUGGAAGUGAUCUGGGAUCAGGCCCAACAGUGCCUGGUGACCCUGCUGGUGCAAGGUUAAAAGCUGGAAGCGGCUAUGGUUAUGGGUUUGGUAUCCGUGUGGAGUCUCCUUUGGGUCCUUUACGACUGGAAUAUGCCUUCAAUGAUAGGCUAGCAAAGAGGUUCCAUUUUGGAGUUGGCCACAGGAACUGAAGGUGCGUGUGUUUUACAUGAGAUACCAGUUUCAGGCUGUUCAUGAUUCUUUGCUUUUUCCUUUUCUUUAUUAAUUUGUUUUUCAUGGUUAGA